GGAUGGCAUGGUUGAGGCAUGUUUCGAAGCUUUCGAUAACCGUUUUAAGUCGAAUCUUCGGGUUCGUGCGUACAUGGCGCACGCACAGUUGACCGUUUUUGCUAAAAUGUUUGGCAAGAAUGAGGUAUAUUAUUGGUGCUUUUCAUAAGUUUGUCAUUUAAUCUGCUCUUUCGAGAUAGAUGUUUUAUCUCUCGGUUGCAGGCUGUUAUCUAAAUGCCUGGUGUACUAGCCAGACUUCAGGAACUCCUCAAUGUUCAGCCCGAAAGGCGUGGAGACAACCUACGGUGCUUCUUCGACACCUUUAACCAACAAGACCCACCUACCCCGGUUUCGGCCCGUAACUACGACCACGCCCGGUUACUGAUAUCAAUGGUGUGGUACGUAAGCUUCAUGACCGUAAUGGGCAAUUGUUUAAUGUCGCUCCGAACAGCGAUGCUAGACAUUCCCCCAAGUGGUUUUCGGCCCGUUCUGGAUGGUUUUUCUAAAACCGAUGAUGACGUGGAUAGGACUGAAGACUCUGCUCGACAACAUUGGUGGAGAUGUUCCUGAGCCUGUAUGACUUGUUCGGCCCGUAUUGCUCCUGUAAUUAGUUGCAGUCCGGCCCGUUGCCAGCCAUUGCCGAUGACAAAGCAGAUAUGAUGAUAGACUAUAUGAUGAUUAGCGUAUCUCUUAAUUUAAGUUCGUGCCGAGGUUUUGCGGGGAGGGGAUGUUAUGGGACGAUGUCCCAGAAGCGUCACUCGCCAUGAAAACCUUCGGCCCGUCUUGUGUGUUGUGACCAUUGCUCCAUUUGUGUAGUACGCUAAGCUGUGUAGCUAGCACGCUAGAGUGUUGCAAGAUCACUACUCAUAAGUGAGUGUGGAAUUGUCCGUAAGCAUUUACGGUUCUAUCGUAUCUACUGUGCACUGGAAGUGUACUCU
Molecule: messenger RNA, 917 nt
Organism: Perkinsus marinus ATCC 50983
Lineage: Eukaryota; Perkinsozoa; Perkinsida; Perkinsidae
Exons: 1
Coding region: 214-549 (111 amino acids)
Source: RefSeq, a predicted model, not a curated record